Kalmanozyma brasiliensis GHG001 is the source of this 3192-nucleotide messenger RNA. RefSeq names its product Phospholipid methyltransferase. Bases 1 to 3192 code for a protein of 1063 amino acids. The transcript is spliced from 2 exons. Gene Ontology annotation, biological process: phosphatidylcholine biosynthetic process. NCBI's taxonomy places the organism in Eukaryota, Fungi, Basidiomycota, Ustilaginomycetes, Ustilaginales. The record is from RefSeq and is a predicted model, not a curated record. Gene Ontology annotation, molecular function: phosphatidylethanolamine N-methyltransferase activity.
AUGGCUACAGUCGCACCCAUCGACACGGCUUCGUCCGAGGGACUGCGCAACCGCAACAAGCAGCCAGCUCGAGGCGACUCUCCACGCUCCGACUCCACCGAGGUCGCCAGCCCCGCCCUCGAUAAAGGUCAUCAUGACAAAAAGGACACGGUGGCUUCGGAUGGACAGGCCAAGGUGCUCGGCAGGACACCGGAUGGCACAGUCUUCACCGUGCCGCACACGCCGGACAUGCUCUCGUCCAUCUUUGACCCAAGACAACCCAAGACGCCUCUCGACAUCGUCACCGUAGUCUCCCUCACCCUUCAGAUCGUCCUGUACUUCGCCCUCUCCCGUCGAGCCGCCCAGAUCUUCUUCUUCCUCUACUUUGCCUUCUGGCGUGCCUCGUACAAUGCCGGUCUCGGCUGGAUCCUCAAGCAGCAGAGCGAGAAGGGCCUCAUCAUCCGCCAAGUCAAGCGCAAUGGCUGGAUGGACGCUCAGCGUCGGCCCAGGAUCCACAACUGGGUCAAGCAGCAGCUCGUCACCAAGAUGGACAAGGACUACGUCUUCGACGCCAUGCCGCUCGACUACAAUGUUUGGCUCAUGUUCCGCAGCAUCGUCGACGUCAUUUUGCUCAACGACUUUGUCGCCUACUCGCUCUUUGCCUUUUCGUGCACAAGACUGCCAGAGGGGCAUUCCGUGGCGAUGCACGUGCUGCGCUGGAUCGCAGGCUGGACCUUGAUCUUCUUCAAUCUCUGGGUCAAGAUCGAUGCGCACCGGGUCGUCAAGGACUACGCGUGGUACUGGGGCGACUGCUUCUUCCUCUGCCUCCAGAGUCUGGUCUUUGACGGCGUGUACGAGAUCGCCCCGGAUCCGAUGUACUCGAUUGGAUAUGCCGGCUACUAUGGUCUCUCGCUCGUCAGUGGCAGCUAUGCGGUGCUGUUCGUAUCUCUGGCUGCCCACUUCUCGCAAUUCCUCUUCAUGACCUUCUUCGAGGGACCUCACAUCGAACGAACCUACGGUGAGAGGAAACCCAUCGCUGCACGCGUGCCGCUUCGUCAAGCUCCUUUCAAUGCUGCCUCGCGCAAAGCGGCUCACGCUGACGACGAUGCAAACGCAAUUCAAUCGCCUAUCGAAACCACCGAAGCAACACCCAUCAAACCAUCCCACCCCACCGACCGCACAGCCGAUUCGGACUUCGACCGUCCCACGCCAAGUCAAACCGAAGGAUCCACAGCGCUCACCUCCGACGACGAGACCUCCUCGGACGGCCACAGUCGCACCAUCAAACGCGCCGCCCUUCGCACCUCCUCCUCCUCCAACGACGCCAUCCACUCCCACCUUUCCUCCCAACGACCCAUCACCACCCUCCACGACCUCCACCACCGCAUCUUUCGCAAGGACACGGUCGUUUUCCGCAACAUCGACCUUAUGCGAUCCACCGAUUUUCUUUUGCUCGUCGCCUCGCUCUACUCGCUUUUCCCGCUGAUCCUCCCUUCUCUCGGACACCAUCCUCGACUGACGCUGCUCUUCUUCAAUGCGCUCGCAUGGCGCACCUUCCACUCGGUCGGUCUCGGCCUCGCGCUCUCGCGUCAGAGCUCGUCCAAAUGGAUCGUUCGUCAUUUCCUAAAAAAUUACCACUACUCCACACCCCAAGAUGCCGUCUUUGAGGCCUUUGCGCAUUGGAAGGUGGUGUACAACACCUCGUUGGUCAUGACGUACAUUUCGUUUUCGGUGCUUGCGUGGAACUGCUACACGCCCAUCGGGCAUCCCGAUUGGACGGUUGGACCGGAGCUGCUGCGGCACACGCUCGGCCUGCUCCUCGUGGCGUUGCACGCAUGGACCGCCAACUCGUCCUACACCGUCCUUGGGCCGUUCGGUUGGCUGUACGGCGAUUUCUUCGUGGACGAAUACCCGCAUCAGCUGUACUACACGGGCAUCUAUCGGUUCCUCAACAACCCCGAAAGGAGUAUGGGUGGGGCGGCGUUUUUCGGUCUGGCCCUGAUCGCGGGUUCCAAGGUCACGUUGGUCAUGGCAAUUUUGAGCUAUAUUGCGCAUUGGGGGUUCCUGAGUUUUGUCGAGGGACCUCAUAUGCGCAAGUUGUACGGCGAGGCGGCGCUUCGCAAGGAUAGCGGCUUGACCAAGCAGCUCAAAUCCCAAUGGGUCGCUGCGAGGGAUUCGGAACUGUGGAAGUCGGCACAGGGUCAUCCGACGGUCAGAAACGUCCAGGGGACGUUGGAGAAGGUGCAACGGGAUGCGAGCGAGGUGUUUGAGGAAUUUUUCCGACAGAGUCGACCACGAUUCGAGGGUAUGUUGGAGGAAACCAAGGUGUUAUUGCAGCAGUCCAAGGAUAGGCUGUUGAUCGUGCGGGUGGAGGACGAUGAGAAGUUGCGGUCCGACGGUGUGGAUCACAAGGCGUACGGGCUGAGCGUGAGGGGGGAGAGGUUUCAUCUGGGACAGCCGAUUGCGGUGGAGUGGCGCGCAGCGGUGAACCACUCGAGGAGGGACUGGAUCGGUGUUUACCAUUUGUCAAGGUUUGGCGGGUUGGAGGGCGCGGAGGAGGCGUCGUUGGUGACCAAGAUUUCGAGCCAGGGGAAAUGGUUGGGGGUGGCGGAGGAGGAGUGGGUGGGCGAUGUGCAUCAGGGAUCCGAUUCCAGCGCUGGGAUGCGCGUGGAUGGCAUCUCGGUGUUUAGGGAUAGCAAGUUGCCCUGGCAACCGGGGACGUACGAGUUCCGAUACCAUCACGAUGGCAAGCACAACGUGCUCGCUCGUUCCAAGCCGGUCGAGAUCUACGUUGGGACGUUGGCGGGUGGUGGGGGGGAUGAGGUGGAGCGGACCGUAGAGGUGAUCCGCGAUAUCGUACGGUACUCGAUGCCGUCCACUAAACCGCUGCGGUUGAGCAUCAGCCAGGCUGCUCCUCCGGCUAUCGUCCCUGCCUCAGCUACAUCAGGCCAGACGAGCAUUCCUGAAGACGCCAUCGACGAGUCUGACAGCCAAGCCCGACCGCUCGUGCCCAACGCAGCCAGCGACGCAGACGACUUCACCAUCUGGGACCGCAAGCAGGCCACGCGCAUCAGUCAGGCGUUCAAGUGGGCCUUCGACCUCGAGUUGAGUCCCGAGGUGAUCAUCGCCGAGGCUAACGUGAGGCGGUUGGCCAUGGACGUGGUUGAGGGCAGGAGGGUGCUCACGCCUGGCUUCACGCCGAUGAUGAGCUGA